Molecule: messenger RNA, 1097 nt
Organism: Alosa sapidissima (American shad)
Lineage: Eukaryota; Metazoa; Chordata; Actinopteri; Clupeiformes; Clupeidae
Exons: 2
Coding region: 2-679 (225 amino acids)
Biological process (GO): DNA integration
Molecular function (GO): nucleic acid binding
Source: RefSeq, a predicted model, not a curated record
CAUGGCUCGAGACUCAGAGAAGUGGGCAGCGGAGUGUCAGCAGUGCGUGCUAGGCCAUGCGGGGCCAGGAGUUAAAGCCCCCCUACACCCUGUGAUACACGGUGGCAGUUCCCACCAGACAGCCCAGACCACCGUGAAGGCUCUCUGGCGACACGUCAUUCAACUGUUCGGUUGCCCCGAGCGCAUCCUAACGGAUCGGGGUGGUGCGUUCGAAUCAGAGUUGGUGAAAGAGCUCUGCCAGAUGUACGGCUGCACCAAGAGCCGCACAACCCCAUACCACCCGCAGGGCAACGGGGCUUGUGAGCGUUUCAAUCAGACCCUGUUGGGCCUGUUGAACACUUUGGACCAGGUGGGCCAAGCACACUGGGUUGAUCGUCUGCCGUAUCUGCUACAGGCGUAUAACAACACACCGCACAGCUCUACAGGUCUUGCUCCCUUCUAUGUCCUCUAUGGAAGGCAUGCUCGGCUACCAGUUGACAUGGCCCAGGGUAUCGUCCCAUCACAGCUACAGGGCAGUGUGGAUAGUUGGGUGGUACACCACCAGAAGCAGCUGGUGGCAGCUUAUCAGCAGGUGCACUGGCAUGCACAACGGUGGCAAGACUGGGAUCAGCGUCGCUACAACCAGAGGGCUGGCCCUUCCUCUUCUGCCUGGAGAACGGGUGCUCUGCAAGAACUUUAGGCGGAGAGCCAGAGGGAAGUUGGGGCCUUUCUGGGUCCCAAAGCCUUUUGUGGUGGUCUCUCAGCUUAACCCAGAACAACCCGUUUAUGUGAUACGGCCAGAAGGCAAAGAUGGACCCACACGAACCAUCCACCGCAACAACCUGCGCCCCUGUCCUGGGGGUUGGCCUGUGGACAGAGAGGAGGACCAACCCAAAGCGGCUUCACAAGGGGAGGUAGGGUUUUGGCCUGUUAACCUACAAUAUAGCCCAAGGCGCCCAGGUCUUUCCCAAAAUCAAGACCAGACAGGAGUGGGGGUACCGGUAGCUGAGUUGGUUGAACAAGAGGGUGAUCAGUCAUGGGGUGAUGUAGCCGAGGCAGAGAGUCUGGAGCCUGUACUCAGGCGCUCCGGAAGAGUUAAUAUUGGGGUGCCUCCUGUG